Molecule: messenger RNA, 504 nt
Organism: Anisakis simplex (herring worm)
Lineage: Eukaryota; Metazoa; Nematoda; Chromadorea; Rhabditida; Anisakidae
Source: the annotation of a GenBank genome assembly
AUGAAAACGUGUGCUGAAUACGAUAAAGUUUUGCAUUGCGAAAUCGCUGAAAGAUGCUCUCAAAAUGAGUUCGCCUGUUGUUCAAUGCCUCAAAAAUGCAUUUCAAUAAGAAGACGAUGUGAUUCUUACUUGGACUGUAAUGAUGGAGCUGAUGAGAAUAAUUGCCAAGUAAAAAAAAACAAACUUUAUUCAUCAAUGAAAGCAAUUUUGAGUAAAACGUGUUUUCAAGCUUCCUGUGGUAUCGCACAGUUCGCUUGCGUUAAAAGUGGUCGCUGUAUCCCGGCAGAGAAACGUUGUGACGGUAUUGCAGAUGAUUGUGCUGAUGGCAGCAAUCUGGAUGAAAUCGGCUGUACCAAAAAUACAACUUGCAUUGGUAAAUUUAUGUGUGAUAGUGGAUUAUCAAAAGCAGUGAUGGGCGAUUUGAGCUGCAUUGAUUACUCGAAGAAUUGUGAUGGUGUUAAGGACUGUCCGAAUGGUGAGGACGAAAUGAACUGCAGUAAGUAA